This is a messenger RNA of Phialemonium atrogriseum, 615 nucleotides long. RefSeq lists its product as uncharacterized. The coding region runs from base 147 to 452 and encodes 101 amino acids. The transcript has 2 exons. The record is from RefSeq and is a predicted model, not a curated record. NCBI's taxonomy places the organism in Eukaryota, Fungi, Ascomycota, Sordariomycetes, Cephalothecales, Cephalothecaceae.
UGACAGUUGAGGCAAGCAGCCAACCUUAAAAGGCGAUUUCAUCAAACUUCCCCAAACCCCCGAUCACAAUCCCCAAUAAUCAUACCCCAGAAAAGACCCACACACAGCUCACCAACACUGCCAAAAAACCAUCUCAGCAAGCAACAAUGACUCUCUCCGGCGCCAUCACCGACUUCUUCAACGGCCUCUACGAGCUCUUCGCCUCCAUGGCCAGCGUCGCAUACCGCACCGUCCACUCCGUCUUCGCUGCCGUGUGGGGGCUGUUCAGCGGCAUCGUCAAUCUUAUCACCGAUGUCGUGGGCGGCAGCGUGGAGGUUGUGGGUGGCGUGGGCCGGUUCCUUAUCAGCAAUAUCGUCGUACUCGCCAUUAUCGGAGCAGGUGGGUUUGCCUAUGUGCGGUAUCGGGACCAGCAGGGGCGGCCGGUGAGGGUUGGGAACAAGAAGGCGAAUUGAAUGAAGGACGUAUGAGAGGCGUUUUGGAUAAGAUGGGGGUUGUGAGAUACCAUUUAGCUUGAAGAGAUUCAAUCUGGGGUCGGUGUAAUUACACAACAGACAGGCCAUCACUGUCGCUAUCACUUAUCACCUCAUGUUAACGUGUGAGAGGCAUUACCCAAGA